UAUAUAUAGAGAGAGAGAGAGAGAGCGCGCGCAACACAGCGUCAUUUCUUGACGUAUUUUCUUUUCUUUUUAAGCCGAAAGAGGGAUAGGCCCAGUGUUCCAUGACGGCUGUCUUCUAAAGUUGCCACUCUUUUCGGCUCCUGGGGGAGAAGCUGAAGCGCACCUUUUCUCAUAGCUCCAUGUCUGGGAAAGCUGCAUCACUUACAUUUCUACAUAUCUAGGGCUGCAGAACUGAAGGGAAAGCUGCUCUAGAGUGGCCAGAACAAAGAGAAGCACCACACAGGAUUUUUUUUGGGGGGGGGGGUUGUAUUGUAUUGAAUGGGUUGAAAGUCACAUUGGAGAUCAUUUUAUCAAGAGAGGAGAUAAAUCUUUAGACUAAGUAAAACAAUAUUUAAGGUGUAAUAGUGCAACCAAAGCAGCACAGCACAACGACUGGCCAUACAUGGAAUUUGUAGGGCAGAAUCCAUCCCCUUGACUGUUCGUUUAACCACUCCUGAUUGUGGGUACAAAAGGGAAGUAAUUUUUUUUUUAAAUAAAAGACACUAAAUAUUCCACACAAAAACCCUUCAAUAUGUACCCCAAACUGCUAUAAUUACAUACUCUGAUUACAAGAUGAUACUCCUUCUGUGAAGUCAAACCAUGGGAAAAGAUUCUGGCUUGGGUGGUAUGCUUCUCUGGGCUCUUUGAAGGAAGGAUGGAUGGGAUAUAAAUGUAAUGAAUGAAGAAUGUUCUCAGCUUCAGUUUGUAAAGCAAUUUGAACAUCUUGGCAUUAAUAUUUCUUCCAUCUCUGUGAGUUUGAUAUGCUGAAUGCUAUAUUCCUAUCCCAUAGGAGGCACGUGUUGCUGCUGGCUCCAUUAAAAUGUCUGUAUGUGAGGAUAUGCUUCUUUGCAAUUACCGCAAGUGCCGAGUCAAACUUUCAGGCUACGCAUGGGUCACAGCCUGCUCACAUAUCUUUUGCGACCAACACGGCAGUGGCGAGUUCAGCCGUUCACCAGCAGUUUGUCCUGCUUGCAGUAGUGCCCUCUCUGGCAAAUUAGACAUUGUUCGGACAGAGCUCAGUCCUUCUGAGGAAUAUAAGGCCAUGGUCCUGGCUGGAUUGCGGCCAGAAAUUAUUCUGGAUAUCAGCUCCAGGGCUUUAGCCUUUUGGACAUAUCAGGUUCACCAAGAACACCUUUACCAAGAAUAUACCUAUAGCAAGGCAGAGGGCCAUCUGAAGCAGAUGGAGAAAGUCUAUACGCAGCAGCUCCAGAGCAAAGAUAUGGAAAUGACUUCAAUGAAGAGUGAGGUCUCCUCUCUGAAGAAAGUACUGGAGGAAUACAAAAAGAAAUUCACUGAACUCUCAGAGAAACUCAUGGAGCGCAACCGCCAGUACCAAAAACUGCAGGGCCUCUAUGACAGCCUACGCUUGCGUAACAUUGCUGUGGCCAGCCAGGAGGCAGCCCAGGAACCUCCUAUGAUACCUCAACCUGCUGUCUUUGGUUUCCCUUUGGGUAAUGCUGCCAGGUUUUCUGGGGAUGUAACACCUAUCCAGAGUCGGCAUGGUGCAGGGGACUUCAAUUUCAGACCCUUCUUUGCCACCUCUCCCCCAAUGGGCGAGUCUGGCAACAGCUUUUUUUCCUUUGCUUCUCCUGGCAAUGAUCUGGAACAACACCCAGGAGGCAACAGGGCCUACAAAAUUAAGAGAAUGUAAACUGGAACUUGUGGUGGCACUUUACUGUGGAUGUUUGAAAAAUCCAGUUUACGCAUAAAACCUUGGGGCAGUGGGCAGAAGUGCUGCUUGAGACCUGGGGUUUUCAAAAGAACCCACAGAACAGAUCUUGGUGAAAUCCAGGGAGCAUCAUAUUGCUCAAACAUUUCCCCCCAAAUCCCAGCCAUAGCAAACUUCAAAGCAAGGAAGUCUUCACCGAGGACCAGAAGACUCACCAUUCCACCUACAGUCAAUUCCUUUUCAAAUAUUUCUCCCUCCCUCCCUCCCCAAAGUGUUCUGGUUGUCGGUAGCAGUUACUGUUGGUCUCCCUUUAAGAUUGUUGCAUAACUUGAAUCUUCUGGAUUCAAGUUAUGCAACCCAAUAACCCUUCCCUAUGCAGACACAUAAUAUCACUGACAUCCUAAAAGAUGGUGAACAUCAGUGAAAUGUGUUAUGGAUUACAUUGUUCCACACUGUCAUUUUACCGGUUGUUGUACUGUCACUGGAAUACAUAACUUGUAUUGUAACUAUAAUAUAAUGCUUCCUCUCCCGCUUAUCAUUUUAAACCGUCAAACUUGUGCUGUAGUGAUAUGUUUUCUUACAAUUAUGUUUAUAAACAUAUUUUCAAGAUUG
Hemicordylus capensis (graceful crag lizard) is the source of this 2320-nucleotide messenger RNA. It is a transcript of the gene CCNB1IP1, whose product is annotated as cyclin B1 interacting protein 1. Gene Ontology annotation, biological process: reciprocal meiotic recombination. The coding region runs from base 860 to 1690 and encodes 276 amino acids. Gene Ontology annotation, cellular component: synaptonemal complex. Lineage: Eukaryota; Metazoa; Chordata; Lepidosauria; Squamata; Cordylidae. The transcript has 3 exons. Gene Ontology annotation, molecular function: ubiquitin protein ligase activity. The record is from RefSeq and is a predicted model, not a curated record.